Molecule: messenger RNA, 1399 nt
Organism: Cannabis sativa
Lineage: Eukaryota; Viridiplantae; Streptophyta; Magnoliopsida; Rosales; Cannabaceae
Product: cytosolic sulfotransferase 5
Exons: 1
Coding region: 241-1269 (342 amino acids)
Biological process (GO): sulfation
Cellular component (GO): cytoplasm
Molecular function (GO): sulfotransferase activity
Source: RefSeq, a predicted model, not a curated record
ACCAAAUUUAUGGUCAUUUUGCAUCUCAACCCUAUUUUUUUUUUGAAAAUCAUGCAAAAAAAAUGAGGUGACAAGGUGUCCACUCAGCAAAAGAAUUUUUUUUUUCUUUAAAUACAAACAUAAUAUUUUCUUUUUGAGAGAUAAAAACAAACAUAAUUUUCUCUCAUUAGUUUCCACUUCAAAAGCUUUUCUCCUCUCUCAGACAUAAUAGAAGCAUUCUGAAGUAGUGAUCAUCAAGAAAUGGAAACCUUAUCAAGAAAUAUCACUAAGGGCAAGAAUAAUGUAGUUGUGGCUGCAAAGGGUGAUGAUGAUGAUCUUGAUGAGGUUGAAGAAAUAAUGAAAAGGGUUCAAAAGAAAGAACAUCCUACCAUUGAAGGUAACUCUUAUUGUUUCUACAAUGGAUUUUGGAUCUCAAAUAAUUUAUUCAAAGGAGUUAUCUCAUUUCAAAAACACUAUGUAGCAAAUGAUGAUGAUAUAGUCUUGGCUUCAUGUCCAAAAUCAGGUACUACAUGGCUAAAAGCUCUUACCUUUACAAUCAUAAAUCGCUCUCAUUUCACACUCUCUAAUACCCCUUUAUUAGUUUCUAAUCCACAUGAUCUUGUUCCUGAAAUAAGCCUCAUUGAUCUUCAUACUAUUGAUGAUUAUCAUCAUAAAAAUUCACCAAGACUCUUUAGCACACACAAUGCAUACUCACUUUUGCCACUUUCCCUUAAAAAUAACAACUCGAAAUGCAAAAUUGUCUACAUUUGUAGAAACCCUUUGGAUCUCUUUGUGUCCCUUUGGUAUUUUUCACAAAAGUUUUCAGGAGGCGAAAAAAUCAAACCCCAUAGCUUGGAUUUGUACUUCGACAACUUUUGUCAAGGAAUCCAUGCGUUCGGGCCAUUUUGGAACCAUGUUUUGGAGUUCUGGAAAGCAAGUCAAGAGAUGUCUCACAAAAUACUGUUUCUGAAAUACGAAGAUCUUAAGAAAGACAAUGUAUUUUUCGUUAAGAAAUUAGCUGACUUUUUGGAGUUCCCGUUUUCUUUGGAGGAAGAGCAACAAGGGAUGAUUGAAGAGAUUUCAAAAUUUUGUAGCAUUGAAAGAAUGAAAAGUUUUGAGAUAAACAAGGUUGGUAAGCAUGAUUCUUUGAGUAUACCAAAUAGUUCUUUCUUUAGAAAAGGUAAGGUGGGAGAUUGGAGGAACAUUCUCACUCCCCAAAUGGUUGACAAUGGGAAAAAGCUCAUCCAAGAAAAAUUUAGAGAUUCCAAUAUAUCUUUUGAUUUUGAAUAAUUCUGUUUGUGUUGUAAUUUUUGUGUGUAGUGUUUCAAUAACACAUUAUUAUAAAUGUGGAUCUCACAACUUUUUUAGUGUGCAAAGUUUAAUAAGUGAUUUGGAAUACAUAUGUGUUAAUGAAAUUUUC